CCUUGUGCUUAGCAUGGAUAGCUCUUCUGUUCGCCACUGUUGGGUCAGUGUAAGGAGACCCAUUUAAACCCAAUGUUUGGGUUUAAAUGAGGCGACGCCAACGCAGAACCAGAUUAGUAAACGAACUAGAGCAAACUGGACUCUUUGUUAGCUGCUGUUAACAUGAUUAGCUCGCGUUAGCAGCCAGGGGCCAGGCCACAUAGCUGUUAGCCUGAUAGCCAAUCACCGAGCGAGGAUGGAAGGAUGGUAAGCAGCCAGCCCAAGUACGACCUAAUCCAGGAGGUGGGGCGCGGCAGUUACGGUGUGGUCUAUGAGGCAGUAGUAAAGCGCUCGGGGGCCCGGGUGGCAGUGAAGAAGAUCCGCUGCCAUUCUCCAGAGAAUGUGGAACUGGCCCUGAGGGAAUUCUGGGCGCUGAGCAGCAUUCAGAGCCAGCACCCAAACGUAAUCCACCUGGAGGAGUGUAUCCUGCAGCGGGACCAUCUGGCCCAGAGGAUGAACCACGGCUCUAGCUCACCGCUCUACCUUGAGCUGGUGGAGACAUCUCUGAAGGGGGAGAUCACCUUUGACCCAUGCUGUGCCUACUACCUGUGGUUCGUCAUGGACUUCUGCGAUGGAGGGGACAUGAACGCCUACCUGCUGUCCCGUAAGCCCAGCCGCAAGACCAACACCAGCUUUAUGCUGCAGCUGGGCAGUGCUUUGGCCUUCCUGCACCGCAACCAGAUCAUACACCGCGACCUCAAACCAGACAACAUCCUCAUCUCGCAGGCGUGCACACCCACUGGCUCCUCUGAGCCCACCCUCAAAGUGGCAGACUUCGGUCUCAGCAAAGUCUGCUCCGCCUCAGGGCUCAACCCUGAGGAGCCAGCCAGCGUCAACAAAUGCUUCCUGUCCACGGCGUGCGGGACGGACUUCUACAUGGCCCCGGAGGUCUGGGAAGGCCACUACACAGCCAAGGCUGACAUCUUUGCUCUAGGAGUGAUCUUCUGGGCCAUGGUAGAGCGCAUCACGUUUGUGGACGUGGAGACCCAGAAGGAGCUGUUGGGAAGCUACGUGCAGCAGGGCUCGGAGAUCGUACCGCUGGGAGAGGCCCUGUUGGAGAACCCAAAGAUGGAGCUGCUGAUCCCGGCCAGAAAGAAAAGCAUGAACAGCCACAUGAAGCAGUUAAUCCGGGAGAUGCUGUCAGCCAACCCCCAGGAACGGCCUGACGCCUUUGAACUGGAGCUCAGACUGGUCCGGAUUGCCUGCAGAGAGCUAGACUGGGACACGUGAUAAACGAGUGUGUGUGUGUGUAUGUAUGUGUGCGUGCGUGUAUGUGUGUGUGGCAUUAUGAACUCCUCCCAUCGUGCACAUGUACACAUCUCUUCAUUCGCUCUUAACCCAUCCUUCUUUCCAUGAAAAUAAAUGACUGUAACGAGGGGGUGAUGAGAAUACACAUGGGUUGCAGCUUGGUCAGACAUUCAGUCUGUGUCCAAGUGCAUCCAGUCUUCUACUAGCUGUGUCUUUAUAUUGAAAGAGAGAGGUGCGACACCCACAGCUGCUGCUGCUGCUCCAGAACGCAGCGUCGUCUCAGGCCAUCCAGAACACUUCAGCCACUGCUUCCUCUCACACACCACAAGAACACAAUCGCCCAGAAAGUCAGAAGAGAAUGGCUACGACUUCACAACUUGUCUUCGAAUACCACCAUGACCCCGGUGCUGAUUACUACAAGAUGCAAUAUGAGACGGUGUCCUGUGAUUUUUACUCUGUAGGUUCUGCCUAAACUUGUUUCAUUCAAAUCAUCAAGAUUUGAGUCAGUUUUGGGGUCAGAUUCAGUUCUGCUUCGAAAGCUCAGGUAAUAACAUUCAUCAUGGUGGUAUUUGUGGACAGAUAUCCGGUGUUGAUAUCAGUGUUUUUCCGUGUUCUUAGAAGCAGGGAGAAAACCAAAUGUUGGAACUUGAACAUGACUUGGUUUGCCUGAGUGGGUGGAGAUCAUUUUUUUCACCCGAUAUCCAGCCACAAAGAGCUCAUCUUUGGUAUGCUUCUUUCUUUGCUUCUGAACUGCAAACUUGAAGAUAAGUUGACUGGCUCCAGAUGCACCCAUAACCAGUUCACCAGAAUGUAUGAAGCUCCAGAACAGUCAGUUUUCUUUCCACCCAGCCUUAAAUGCAUCACUCAACCUGUCAGAUUAAACCAGAUCAUUCAGGUUUAUUGUGCUCAUGUAACCUAAAUGUUGUGCUUACCAAAGCUUGUGUUUUUUCAUGGUUUUUCAGAACACACGAGUAAAACGGUUUGGCUUUUCAUAUACAUACCUUUCGCUGGUUUCUUAUGUCUUGUUUCCAUGGAGUGGUAUGGUACAGGUUGAUGUAGUUUGGUAUGCUAUUUUGUCCAUUUCCAUUGCUGAUGCAUACGGUUGCAGGUCUAUGGGACAAUAGCAAUGUCAGAAUGGAGCUACUCGUUCACACAACCUUUGAUUGGAGGACAGAAGUGAUGAGCACUAGACACACUUGUGUGACGUUUGUUGUCACAGUAGUAUCACGCUAUGUUUGGGUUUAACUCUGUCUGCUCACUGACUCCCAUUACUGGUCGAAAAUCCUAAAGACUAUAAAAUAUUGAACCAUGCCAUACCACCCUGUAGAAAGGAGAAUGUUGAUCACAGGGUACCUCAAAUCUUUUCAUCCUGAUGGUUAAGAACAAGCCAACCGGUCAUUGAGUCUCUAUAGAUCUGCUUUGCCAGGCAUUUGGGAUUGCUUUGGUGCGGAGGGCUUUAGAAAUACAGAUGGAUCAUCAAGUGAAGGUGAAGGUUUAGGUAAUACUAAACCUUCUGAUUCUCAGGAAGGUUUAGUAUGAAAAGAUUGUCUGACAACCUCAUAAGAGUUUAGAAUGUUUUUGUAGUUCAACCCAAUUUCGAUACUUUCUAAUUUUGGAUAAGUGUUAAAAUUUUUCAUAUUCAGCAGCUACUUCUGCUGUACACCCUAAGUUAGCUGCAAAAUACAUAAUUAGUUACAUGGAAUAUAGCAUUCCUGUGUGCUGAAAUUUGAAACUUUUGAUGUAAAGAACACUUAAGGUUCUCAACAUCAAGUCACUACAUCAGGGAUGAAUGGAAAGAACCUUGACAUGUUGGUUAUCCAACAUGUUGAGGUGGCCAACCUACCUACUAAUACGUUGGCCAUCCAAUCAUGAUAAAGUUAUGUCUCUUUGCUCAUAAGCUACUUGGUUAUGAGGACAAAUCUGCCUCUUCCUGUCGUUAUUUGAAUUAAAAGGGCUAGUGUUGCACCACCAAAGAUUUGACUUAUUUAAUAUUUCAUGUCUCUUUAAGAAUUAUUAUAAUUUCAAAACCUUCCUGCUGUCAUUAGUCAAUUAUUAGAAACAGAGACCAAAUGAUUUGGAUUUAAAUGGCAAUUGGCAUUAGCAAGUGUAAGCAGUCCUUGCAGACUAAGUAGUCUGACUUUCCAAAAGCCCAACUAGAGCUGUUGUAAAAGAAUACUUUGGUAAUCGAGUAGUCUAUCGAUUAAUUUGUUUCCGAGUAAUCGGAUCUCUCACUCUUUUCUCUUUGUCGUAUUCCAAGCAUUUUUGCAGUCAAUUUAAAAAUGCUUAUUUGUCGCCCCAAAAACCCAGAGACUUUGAUGUUCUGCUGCUAACACACAGCAACAACUCCUUGGCGGAAGUGAACACACUGCCCAACACGGUGCGCUAAAUAAUGAAACCUAAUUUUCAGGAAACUUCGAAUCAGAUAAAUUUUUCUCAAGGAAUUUUAAUAAUCCGGGUACUUGAAUCGUUACAGCCCAAAGCCCAACAUUCCCAAAUGCAUCUUCUGCCACACCAGAACAAAGCUAAAGGCUCCAGAGGAUAAAACGGCUGCUUUCAGUCUUCCUACUAUCCAGAAGAUGGCUGACUUUGAGUCAUCUUGUGGUAAUAACUAACAUAAUUUUCACUGUCUGGGUUUCUGAUGGUGAGUUCAAAGAUCAGGAAAAAAACAAUUGUGAGAAACAGUCACCAGCCAGUUUCUUGAUGCAUUUCUAGAAGAGAGUUUCCUCUCCUGAUGAAGAGGUUUAAGCUGCUGGUUCUUUUAGCCUCAGGUUGAAGAGUCCAGGUUGCUUUGCUGAGCACAACGUUGGAGCCUGUAAGUAGCUGCAGUAGAUCUGAAUGAUCCAUGAAGGUUGAAAAAAAGUGACUCCAACUCCAGUGUUUCUUCAGAAGCUGCUUAAUAAUGUGAAGUAGAAGCUGCCUGUACUGUAGCGGCAGCUCCAUGAAUAGUCCCGUCUGAGCCCGUUCCAGACUGAAUGUGUUCAACACGCCGGGACGCAGCGAAAGCACUUUUAUUUAGCUGUCUGUAUUUGUCCCUGCUGCGUGAUGUAAAGGACUGUGAUGCAGGAUCGGCUGAUGACAGCGUUUGUAUUGCUGCAGCAGCCCGAACCGUGAGGGGUUGGGGCUCCUCCAUGAGCCAGAGGAACUCUCCUUCCACAAAACAGCUGUUUGACUCUCAUCUCCCACUCACCACACAGCAUCCUCUUUGGCUCUGAAUUUUCCAGUAACCCAUUUGCUCAUGCUCCUUAGCAGCUAAUCCAAAACCUGUUGCAGAACUUGGCAGGAGAUCAUGUUGGAUACCCUUUUUUUUUUUGUCCUAUCAAAUGUAAUACUUCAACAUAUUUUUACAGGAAGCCAGAAAGGUCAGCCAGUGUUAGCGUUUUCUUUGCUGUGGUAGAAAAUUAAAUUUCCUUCCAUUCAUCUCCAAGUUGGCCUUUUAUUCCUUCUCCCCUCAUUCAGCUACACGUCUCCAUGCAGGACAUCUGGUGCUUCGGACAUUGCAAAGUUUACUGCGGCUUUCAGUACAAGCAGCAAAGAUUGAAGUAAAGUAGGCCACCCAUCAUCCUCAGCUCCACACAGAGCAGAGGAUGAUGGGUAGAGAUGUUUCUGCUGCUGCCCUUCUGGAGAAGACGUCAUGGAAGAAGACGUGGCUUCCUGUCAGGUCUGGGUUAUCAGAUGCCCCUUUCCUUCUGACUUACUGUAUUUAGUUUUGCACAUGUGUAAAUACUGUAAAGGAUCAAUGGGACUGAUGAGGCUGUACAUAUGAGGUGCUGUGCUCUGUUUUUAGAGCCUGAUUGUAAAUUGUUACAAUGGCUUCAGUUGAGAUGUGAGGAUGGUGAAAAGUGUGUUUCAUUGGCCGGUUUGUGGUCUUGUGAAAAAAACAAAACAAAUGUACAUCAUGGAUGAUGUCUCCUGUCCUCUAUGUGUGAUUGGGGCAUUCUGGAAAUAAAAUGGGAGUUUUUUUUUGUAUUUAUUUUUAAACCAUCAUUCAAUGUUCCUAUUCUAGAGAGCGCUCACCCAGGAUCACCAUAAUGCUGAACCUCCCUGCUGGACAUUGUAGUCACCAAAUGGUGUUCAGAUUCACAGUUUAAGUUUGAAUCAAAUAAACCUGUUACUGUGGACCCUU
This is a messenger RNA of Poeciliopsis prolifica (blackstripe livebearer), 5410 nucleotides long. It is a transcript of the gene pdik1l, whose product is annotated as PDLIM1 interacting kinase 1 like. The record is from RefSeq and is a predicted model, not a curated record. Gene Ontology annotation, biological process: peptidyl-serine phosphorylation; autophagy; positive regulation of autophagy. NCBI's taxonomy places the organism in Eukaryota, Metazoa, Chordata, Actinopteri, Cyprinodontiformes, Poeciliidae. The transcript is spliced from 3 exons. Gene Ontology annotation, molecular function: protein serine/threonine kinase activity; ATP binding. Gene Ontology annotation, cellular component: autophagosome; cytoplasm. The coding region runs from base 244 to 1269 and encodes 341 amino acids.